CCCCGUGCAGAACCGUAGCUCGAACCGGCGUGCUCGAUACAUCGAUCCUCAGGUUCUGAUCGCCGACACAGAAAUUCUAAUUGCAAUCUCGUUUUAAACGACACGGGCCCUCGGCAACGAGUUCAGCUCUCCGAACGAUUCCGGCUCGCGUCAGGGGAAGGGAAUUUCCGAAGGGGUUGAAGUCUGAAAUAGGAGCGGCGCGAGAUACGAGGGUGGUCGAGAUAACUCAGCGGCGGCGCGGCGGUGCCCGUUGGAAAUUUUAUCAAUACCGCCGUCGACUAGUCGGUGACAGUCGCUCGUGAAAAGUAGUCUGACGGGGUUGCCAGGCCACCGGAUAAUCUCUAGUUAAAGAAAAUCAACGGGAACGACGAAACAACAUGGCCACCGAGGGCGGUCUAGCACCGGAUGCAGCUGCGGGCGCAGGUGCCGGUACCGAUGGGAUCGUCGGAGGUCCCAGGACGCCUCAGCAGAUCGCCUCGCAGAAACGACUGCAGGCGACGCAGGCGCAGGUCGACGAGGUCGUCGACAUCAUGAAAACGAACGUCGAGAAGGUGCUCGAGCGUGAUCAGAAGCUCUCCGAGCUCGACGAUCGAGCAGACGCGCUUCAGCAAGGAGCGUCACAGUUUGAACAGCAAGCAGGAAAACUGAAGAGGAAGUUCUGGUUACAAAAUUUGAAGAUGAUGAUAAUCAUGGGCGUAAUCGGACUAAUCGUAUUGGCCAUCAUUGUUGCGAAAUUCAUGCCGGACUCGGCACCGCCGCCACCGCCAGGCUACGUCUACCCACCAGCAGGUAUGCCACCCCCAGCUCCAGCCCAGCCAGCCGCAGCCGGAGGCGCAGCUGCGAGUGGACCAGAAACAGCCGGUGCGGCGUUGGUCGGCAAUCUAAACGGCAUUCACAGCGUGAUGUAAAGAAACCAAAAAAAGAAGAAGAAAACGGAGGAAAGAGCAACGCUUCUACGUACCGCGAUAAGAAUUUUUCCAAGCUAACCCUUUCAGCGAGCAACACGCGACAUCAGUUAUUGACAAUGUAUUGUAUGUUGACAAAGUUAUGUAUGUAUGUAUGCGACCGGGUCGUGAGUCAAAAAUGGAUGAUCCACUUCGAAAGAACGAACAGCUAACGCGUUAACUGCCCGCGAUGCAAUUUGUAAUGUAAUUAAUUCAUUAACUGCUAAACAAUUCACCCAAGCUACACCCACGAUUCUAAAGAUUUGCUGGAUUUAAUCUACUAGCUUACUACGUUCUGUUAUUUAUUUAAAGAAACGAUUACUCGGAUCAUCGUGGCAGUUAAUGGGUUAAUUAAAAAUGAAGUCCAUCAUCGAUUUCGACGAUUUGUGCGAUUUCGAUCAAGCAAGCGCCCUACCACAUCUUCUCGUCCUCUCGCUGCAAACUGAGGGGAUGGGAAAAGUGAAAAGGCGUGAACGAUUAGUUCCUCUGCGCAGUUAAUGCGUUAAAGGUUUAACGGCUAUGAAAUUAGGUAAGCAUAGUUAUAUAUAGAAAAGUCCACCGCUGAUUUAGGGAAACGUUCAUGGAAGUCAGUCGAUGCCUCCAGAAUAUUUUCCGAGAGAAAACAAAAUUAUUAUAAUAAUAGAUCCUACUCGUUAGGUGCGUAGACCCUUUUGUGUAUACCGUCGUCGAUCUUAACUGAAAACUCUCCUAAUUAGACUGCGGAUUUUUAUGCAGAACAAAACAUUUUUAUUGUCAAUUUAAAAAACGAGAUCUAUUCGGUUGCCGAGAAAAUGAUAUCGGUUUUUAUAAGUAUUUGUGAAAACCGAAAAAAUAAUUUUCUUGCCAAUCCAAUAAAUUGAGUAUUACUUUACCCUUUAGAAAUAACUGUGUAUUAUUCAUUUUGUUAUUCAAAUUCUUACAUAUUGCAUUUUCUUAUAUUUUCUGCACAUUUGAUUUUUCUAUAAAUGCGUAAAAUCUGCAGUCUCUAAAUAAUCCUAGCCGAGAAGAGACAGCAAGAUUGAGAGACGAGAGAGGGUAUAUGGGAGGAACGGUGUCCAUCAGUUAAUGGACAAACGUAUAUAUACGUGUACAUGUACAUAAAUUACUACGAAUUAACGAUGUAAGAUUGAAUUAUACAUACAAACAUAAAAUAUAUUAUAAAUGAUAUGUGACUUAUAAAUAAAUAGUAGUUACUGCGACGAAGUAAACUGAGAGAGAGCGAGAGAGAGAGAGAGAGAAAGAGAGAGAGAGAGGUUGUUAACGUUAGAUUUUAUUAUUAUUAUCUUCAAUUAGCGAUAUUCACUGUGCGAGACUAAUAGCGUUUGUCCUGAAUAAAAUCUGCUAAAGGGAGGAUAAUUUUUAAUCAAGUUACUUUACAGACACUAUUUUUAUAGAUCCGGUAACUCGCUUGUCACUAUCUUACACAGUAUUCUUCUCUAAAGCACGGUAAUUUCUUUUAAGGAUUAAACGAGGGAAAGAGGAAUUCGAAUGGGCCCACGAAUGCUACAUUUUCCACGAUUUUUUUAAUAGAAUCUAACAAUAUUUCUCAAACUAUUUGUACACUAUCUAAUUUAUAGAUUGCGGUUUUUAUGCAAUUCGUAAGGAAAUUCAAUAUACAGAAAAUUUAAACACUGCAUAUAAUCUACAAAAAUAUAGAGAACAUCAGAAGCACAUUGCAAUGUAUGUAAAAUUAUAAAUACAUAUUACUGUACUUAAAUGAUAAAAUGAAUGUCUAUUUAGAACACAUUUUUUAAAUUACUAUCAAAAAUAUUUGAUUUUGCAUGAAAAUCCGCAGUCUAAUAAUGAACAAGCCACAGUCGAAAGGGGAAGCGUUGUGGACUGGGCAGAGACUUUAGCGAGUGUCUUCUAUCAUUUCCUAUGUGAAAAUAUCGCAUCUAAGAAAAUGCUCAUUGAUGAAAUUAUUAAUAUUCCUUGAUUAGUUAGCGUUGCUCUCCUUAUUGGCCUAAUGUAUGCAAAUUUCGUCCAAUUCGUUUCUUUCUUGAUAAAAGUAGAUAAAACGAUUUUUCUUCAGCUACAUUUAGACUGCGGAUCUUUAUGCGAAAUAAAACAGUUAUUGUUAUCAGUUUAAAGGAUGUGUUUUAGAUAAACAAUUGUUCAGUCAUGUAAACAUUGAAAUGUCUAUUCAGCUUUUGAUAUUCUGAAUUGUCUUAAAGUCUUGUCUAUCAGAACUGUCUUGUCUAUCAUUUAUCAUUUCUGCAGACUAAGUUUUCAUGCAAUUGCAUAAAAUCCGCAGUGUAACUAUAUUACAUGAGAAAGGAAAUGGAUAUAGAGAUUAAGCUGUUAUUGUUAUAAGAAAAUUUAAUAAUAUACUUCGAGAGAGAAUCUUUCAACAAAGAGCGGAUUGACAUGUGAAUGAGAUUUAAAAAGUUGAUCUCUCUAAAUCGUUGAUAAGGCAACCAUUUCCAUUGUCCCUCGAUCCCCUCCCUUUUCCUCCGGAGUACAUAUUUAAUAUUAUUGUGUCCUAGAAUCGAACGAUAGGAAAUUGUUUAAGACCGUUUGUAAAGUAUCGAUGAGAAUCAUUGUAAGGAUAUAAGAAGGCUUCAUCGUUUAGGCAAUUAAUGUAUUAUUAAAAGAUGUAGAGGUAUUCUACGAUUAAUAAUGACUCGCGGUAAUAAUUAUUGGUUCCGUUUUGAGCAUCAUUCGAUUUUUGCUGAUCGAGAAGUCUAUGUUCAUCUAGUUUUAGAUGUUAAUGUAUAUUAGCCUUAAAUAAACGCAAAUAAUAAAGACACCUGCGAGAA
Ceratina calcarata is the source of this 3703-nucleotide messenger RNA. It is a transcript of the gene nSyb, whose product is annotated as neuronal Synaptobrevin. The coding region runs from base 378 to 908 and encodes 176 amino acids. Gene Ontology annotation, cellular component: membrane. The transcript has 5 exons. The record is from RefSeq and is a predicted model, not a curated record. Gene Ontology annotation, biological process: vesicle-mediated transport. NCBI's taxonomy places the organism in Eukaryota, Metazoa, Arthropoda, Insecta, Hymenoptera, Apidae.